Messenger RNA from Perognathus longimembris pacificus (Pacific pocket mouse), 1065 nucleotides. RefSeq names its product transmembrane protein 249 (gene Catsperq). The transcript is spliced from 5 exons. The annotation marks the transcript as partial. The record is from RefSeq and is a predicted model, not a curated record. NCBI's taxonomy places the organism in Eukaryota, Metazoa, Chordata, Mammalia, Rodentia, Heteromyidae.
AGUCUGAGCUUCUUCCUGGCCUGCAGCCCUGGACACUUUAUUCUCCCAGGUACAAGGGUGAAGGGCGGCGGGCGGCGGGGUGGCGGGGCAGCAGGGAGCCGGCAGGCUGACCACCUCUGCCUGACCCAGGUUCCCAGAGGUCGGGUUAGUCGCCUGCCCACGACCUUCGUCGGCAAGCGCUUCCAGCUCUGGGCCCUUGGAUUCUUCUGCACAGAGCGGCACCUGGCAAAGCGUCUCAAGAACAAUAGCUUCUACCCCUUCACACAGCAGCAGCCGGGAGUGUUUGUGCUCGAGUACUACCUGGACACCAUCUGGAAGGGGGCGCUGCUUUUCCUCGUCUGCCUCGCUAUAGUCUCCUGCGACUUCUUGAGACAGGUGCAGAAGCAGGAGACCUGGUGCUUCCCGGCCUACGGCAUGGGUGUGGGCCUGUGGCUCCUGGUCUCCUCCCUGCCUCGGCGUCGCUUGGUGCUGAACCAUACCCGUGGCAUGUACCACUUCUCCAUCCAGGGCCGCACCAUUUGUCAGGGGCCCAUGCACCUGGUCUACAUGCGCAUGGCGCUUAGCUCCGAUGCUUAUGGAAGGUGCUUCUUCCAGCUGGUCCUGUGCGGCCACAAGCUGGAGCCUCUGGUGCUGGUGCAGCUGUCUGAGCACUACGAGCAAUUGGAGUACCUGGGCCGUCAUAUGGCCCAGAAACUCAACAUUAACUACUUCGACUACCUGGUGACGUCCUACCGGCACGUAGUCCGUCACUGGCCGCUGGGGGCCGGCUUUAGCCCGGGCAUUGUGCAGCGCAAGACACGCAUCUACGAAAAGCCAAGCACCUCAGAGCUGGAAGUGUGACCCUUGCACCUGAGCCUGCCUUUCCCCUCCCCCUGCCCUUCCCCUCCACCCAGCCUGUGCGCUCUUCUACCCCCCAUCUGGGGGCUGCCUGCCGGCAAAUCCCACCCACGGUCUUCCUCUCACUAAAGUUGCUUCUGGCAUCUAGCCAAGUCUUAUUUGUUUUUGUUUGGGAAGGGGACCUUUCCAGGCAUCAUCAGAUCUGGAGCCAGUGUCCUCCAAGGGGUC